Molecule: messenger RNA, 1903 nt
Organism: Pezoporus flaviventris
Lineage: Eukaryota; Metazoa; Chordata; Aves; Psittaciformes; Psittacidae
Product: deoxycytidine kinase-like
Exons: 7
Coding region: 10-783 (257 amino acids)
Biological process (GO): nucleobase-containing compound metabolic process
Cellular component (GO): mitochondrion; cytoplasm
Molecular function (GO): deoxycytidine kinase activity; ATP binding
Source: RefSeq, a predicted model, not a curated record
CUGGCUGCUAUGGCCGCUCCUCCCAAGCGCGGACGGCUGGAGGCCAGGAUCAAGAAGAUCGCGGUCGAGGGCAACAUCGCUGCAGGGAAAUCAACUUUUGUGGAGAUUCUCAAACAAGCUGAUGAGGAAUGGGAAGUUGUACCUGAGCCUGUAGCGAGAUGGUGCAAUGUUCAGCCCAACUCUGAAGAGGAUUGUGAGGAGCUGACCACAUCACAGAAGAGUGGAGGAAAUGUGCUUCGGAUGAUGUAUGAGAAGCCAGAGAGGUGGUCAUUCACUUUCCAGACAUAUGCGUGCCUGAGCAGGAUCCGGGCUCAGCUUAGAUCCCUCGAUGGCAAGCUCAGGGAGGCAGAGAAUCCUGUCGUCUUCUUCGAGCGAUCUGUCUACAGUGACAGGUACAUCUUUGCAGCUAAUUUAUACGAGUCCGAUUGCAUGAAUGAAACUGAGUGGGCUAUUUACCAAGACUGGCACAACUGGAUGAAUCAGCAGUUUGGUCAGAGGCUGGCACUGGAUGGCAUCAUUUAUCUCAGAGCCACUCCUGAGAAAUGCUUAAAUAGGAUUUACUUGCGUGGAAGAGAUGAAGAGCAAGAAAUUCCCAUAGAAUAUCUGGAGAAGCUUCACCACAAACAUGAAAGUUGGCUUCAGCAUAGGACACUGCGAACAGAUUUUGAGUAUCUCCAGGAAAUACCCAUUUUAAUGUUAGAUGUUAACGAAGACUUCAAAAGCAAAAAGGACAGAUAUGAUCACAUGACUGAAAAGGUCAAAGAAUUUUUGAGCAAGUUAUAAUCGUCUUUGAAGCACAGGCAGAGUCAAGCUAUUCCAAACAUCUGCACGAUCAAAGUCUGAAGUGCAGCCUGUGCUUUUAUAGAAGGCCUCUGGAGAGGCAGGACUCAAUCCUGUUGAUUUAAUUAUGAGGAACAAACAAGCUUUGUGAAUAGGAAAUUAUUAAAUAUAUCACUGUUUUAGUGAAGGUCUGUUCAGUUUUAUAUGGAAAACACACACAAGAUCUGAAGAUACUCUAAUUCCAAGAGUUCCCAAAUAUCCCCAAAUGAGUUCCCAGUACCUGUUUAAUGUUCAAGAAGUAGUGGUUUUUUAGAUCUCUUGACUGUUUUCAGUGGAAUUGACUGGUAGUGGAUGUCUCAUUGUUCUGAGGAAGGAAAAAUUAAACCCCAUUUUUGCUGCUGAGGGAAUUGUAACACAACCUGGAGUUUUAUAUUAUAAGGUAUAAAAAAAUGUCAUCUGACAGUUUUGAUAGAUGAAGUUCUGCAUAGAAUGCAUUGAAAUAAACCAAAUCCAAAUAUGGCUGAAAUGCUGUAGGUAUUGAAUGAGGUUUUGGUUGUGCACUGCAAAUGAGGAUAUUGAGAGGCUUUCCAUUGUCCAGCAUAUUUGGUGUCUUCCCCCUCCCCACCCCAAACUCUUAAUACAACACAGAUGCUUUUGAUAUAGCUAAGUCAUCUUCUUCUCGGGAGGAGUAUAUUUGCUUGAUGGGUACUGUAAAAGGAAGAACCUUUUGCAAAGGGCCUCCAUCUGUAAAUUACGUGUUUCUAACCCUUCCCUUAAUUGUAUUUUGGAUGUCAGACGUGGCUUCCUGCUUUUCUCCCAGCUUCUCUAUUUGUUCACUGGGCUUUCUGGGUGUUUACAUGAGAUCUGGCAAUACUGGCAGUAGGCUGUCCUUGUUGUUUCUCAUACCUGAGUAGUAAGAAGGGGAGACCUUUGUGGAGUAGCUGCUGCUCUAGUGCAUCGUGUUUUAUUGACUGAACCAUUUUUGUUUCAGGUGCAGAAAAGACAAGCUAUACAGGGUGCACAUCUCACUACAGUGUUUUAUGAGCUGCUUUCUUCUGCUUAAAACAUUUCUGAAUGAUUGCACAGUUGGGUUUUGAAUGCCAGAGUUUAUUGUAAAGCAUUU